AUGCCCGCUCUGGCAGAGUUCCACCCCCCGGCACCCCCAGGUUACCACUACCACCACCACCACACCGGUCCUGCUCGCUCUCGCUCCACGGCGUCGCUCAACUCGGCCUACGCGGCCCACUCGCACUCGACGACGACGAGCAGCAGCUCCUCGCACUCGGCACACACCUCGGCUCGCAUCGCCCACUCCCAGUCCCACCCGCACCUGCGUUCCAACUACGCAGCGCACAACACCCAACGCCACCAGCACGCCAGUGUCAGCGUCGACCACCUGCACCCUUCGUCGGCGCACUACAGCUACCACCCGGCUCACCCAAGCCACUUGUCGACGUCAUUCGUCGCCGGCUCCCACGGUGUUGACGGCGACGACAUGGACAUGGACUUGGACGUCUCGGCCAUGACCCUCGCCGACAUGGGCGGCCCGCCACCGCACCUGCUUCCUGCGACCCCCUUCCCCCACUCUUUCCCAUCCGCACCCCCUCCCAAGACUUCUUCUGGACGCUUGUCGCUCACAUCGCUCGCCCGCAGCCUUGUCUACCGCUACGUGGUUCCGUACCUCCCAUACGACCUGCAAGCCAUCGCCGAGAACCCUCCCGACCUCUCUCGCCCCGAGACGCUCGUCCCCGUCCUCCGCGCCUUGGCACCCUACACCCAGUUCCUCCUCGUGCUCGUCGCCCUCUAUGUCGUGUGGGCCAUCGUCGCUGGGUUUGUCGGGUACAUUGCGCGGUUCAUGCGCUUCUGUUUCCGAAUCGGGCCCGUCAUCGCCCUCAUCGCCUGGGUCAUGGCCGCGACUGGCCAAGGCGGCAUCGACGUCCUCUUUGAGGCGCUGAGGCAGUAUGCCGGUAUGGAGGCUGGAGCCGGCGCGCCCGCCCAGCAGCGCGGCGGACCUCCCCCCGGCCGCGGACCCGCAGGCUACAACUACAACUACGCCUCGAGCGACGCCUCUCGCUCCUCUUCAAGCCGCAACUCGCGCCGGCCCCGGUCGGGAUCCAGCAGCGGGUCCGACUCGAGCUUCUGGGACGCCCCGCCCCGCAACAACAAGCGUCCAGGAUCCCAGUCCCGCGCCGGCGGGUACCACGGUGCCGGCGCCGCCAACGCCAACGGCGUCCCGCCUCCCCCCGACAUCCUCUCAGCCAUCUUUGGCGGCGCGGCCGGUGACGGCGGGCUCGGCGCGCAGGUCCAGGGCUUUGUGCGCCAGGCCGUCGCGCGCGGUGUCGGCCUCGAGUGGCUGUUGGGCGGCGCCAGCCAGCAGCCCGAGGAGAGCAAGGAGGAGGCGAGGAGGAGGUCGUGA
Molecule: messenger RNA, 1290 nt
Organism: Apiotrichum porosum
Lineage: Eukaryota; Fungi; Basidiomycota; Tremellomycetes; Trichosporonales; Trichosporonaceae
Exons: 1
Coding region: 1-1290 (429 amino acids)
Source: RefSeq, a predicted model, not a curated record